Molecule: messenger RNA, 1531 nt
Organism: Culex pipiens pallens (northern house mosquito)
Lineage: Eukaryota; Metazoa; Arthropoda; Insecta; Diptera; Culicidae
Exons: 5
Coding region: 525-1421 (298 amino acids)
Molecular function (GO): calcium ion binding; enzyme regulator activity
Source: RefSeq, a predicted model, not a curated record
UCUCAGUGCCGUGGUCGACCCAAGUGGACGUUUUCUCCGUGUCUGCUCCGUGAAAUUCGUGAAAACCCCCGUGAAUCCGAAUCGCGAUUUUGUGUGUAGGAAUUUUUCCUUCCAAGCUUUCCCCCGACAACCCACAACCACCCACCACUGUGAAAUUUUCCCCUCGUCAGAAGAAAACUGUGUGCGUGUGAGUUUGUCGUUUUGCUUCGGCGGAAUAUCAAUGAGAGGCCGUCGUCGCGAGUGCCACACCCGAGUGCCGCAGAGUUGAGCGCGUUGAUCCUUCUGCUUCUCCCCCUUGCUCCCCCAUCACCAAGUCCUGGAUCCUGGAACAGUGAGACCCCAAUCAGUGAAGAAGAAGAAAACGAAGACGAAGAAGACAGAAAUCUUCCCGUGUGUGUGUGUGCGUGUAACCAAUUAGGCCAACAACAAAGCAAAAUCCAGCCAAGUUGGAAGGUAAAAUCUUCUCGGCGGUGAACAGCUUUCUCACUGCGUCGACCUUCGUCAAGGAUAUCCGGCAACUGAUUAUGACUCGACAAACCAACGACCCAAACAGCGCCGAGCAGCAACAACAGAGCGAACCCGAAUCGAACCAAAGCAGCACGCACCAGAGCAGCAGCCACAGCUACCAGCAGCCGUCGUCAACGCAGCACCGGUUGGCCGGAUCUCCGUCGAGUAGUGCCAACGCGAGUCCCGUGAUCGGCCGGAACAUGCCCCGCCACCAGCACCAGGACACCGCACCCAGUGACGAUGGGACCUCGAGCAGUCUGGACGGGAGUGUCUUUGCCGCCGACGGAACUCCGACCGCUUCGGGGGCGUUGGCCAGGACGCGCCGCUCGCAGACCUCGGAAUCGAUCACCUCCAGCAACUUCAACUACAGUUUGAACCGGAGGUUCAUCUCCAAGAACCAGAUGAAAGAGUUCCGGGAGGCCUUCCGGCUGUUUGACAAGGACAACGACGGGUCGAUCACGAAGGAGGAGCUGGGCACGGUGAUGCGAUCGCUGGGGCAGUUUGCCCGUGUCGAGGAACUGCAGGAGAUGCUGCUGGAGAUUGACGUCGAUGGUGAUGGCAACGUCAGCUUCGAGGAGUUUGUCGACAUCAUGUCCAACAUGACCGACACGGUGGCGGAGGCAUCCGCCGACCAGGAGGAGCGCGAACUCCGGGAUGCGUUCCGCGUGUUUGACAAGCACAACCGGGGCUACAUCACGGCGUCGGAUCUGCGGGCGGUUCUGCAGUGUCUGGGAGAAGAUUUGGACGAGGAAGAAAUCGAAGACAUGAUCAAGGAGGUGGACGUCGACGGCGAUGGACGGAUCGACUUUUACGAGUUUGUGCACGCCCUCGGAGAGCCGGAAGAUUCACAGGAGAACGACGACGAGGAGGACCCCCUGUCACCUCCGUCACUGUCGUGUGACGUAAACGCCUAAACGUCAGCAUUCCUAAUUCGAAAAAGGGUUAAAUUUGAUAGAAGAGAAAAAAACAGCAACAAACAAACGAUAUCACAUAUUUACUAUCUUGAGCAAAUAUUUCGCUUACU